AUGUCUGCGAUACGCAGGAAAUUUGGCGAGGACUACGAGGUAGUGAACACCAAACGGGACAUGACUGUCUCUGCACCCGUGAAGAGAAAGCGCCAGCGGUUUGUGGAGAAGAACGGCCGCUGUAACGUCCAGCAUGGUAACCUUGGCGGGGAGACAAGUCGAUAUAUCUCCGAUCUUUUCACCACGCUAGUCGACCUGAAAUGGCGGUGGAACCUACUCAUAUUUAUAUUAACCUACACGGUAGCCUGGCUGGUUAUGGCAUCUAUGUGGUGGAUAAUAGCCUACAUCCGUGGUGACAUCAAACCACAAGGCCACGACUCGUCAUACACCCCGUGCGUCGCGAACGUCUACAACUUUCCGUCCGCUUUCUUGUUCUUCAUUGAAACAGAGGCUACUAUCGGCUAUGGUUACCGCUACAUCACAGAAAAGUGUCCGGAAGGCAUUCUUCUUUUUCUCUUCCAGUCUCUCCUGGGUUCUAUAGUGGACGCAUUUCUAAUCGGCUGCAUGUUUAUCAAGAUGUCCCAGCCGAAGAAGCGCGCUGAGACUCUCAUGUUUAGCCAGGAUGCCGUUAUCUCGCAACGGGACGGGAAGUUGUGUCUCAUGUUCCGAGUGGGGAACCUGCGGAACAGCCACAUGGUGUCGGCCCAGAUCAGGUGCAAACUUAUCAAGUCUCGUCAGACCCCGGAGGGGGAGUUUCUACCCCUGGACCAGUGUGAGCUAGACGUAGGAUUUGGGACAGGGGCCGACCAGCUCUUCCUGGUGUCCCCUCUGACUAUCUGCCACGAGAUCAAUCCCAAGAGUCCCUUCUUUGACCUGUCCCAGCGCUCGCUCAUGAACGAGGAGUUUGAGAUCGUGGUCAUCCUGGAGGGCAUCGUGGAAACCACUGGUAUGACGUGUCAGGCACGGACCUCCUACACAGAGGACGAGGUGUUGUGGGGCCACCGCUUCCUGCCUGUCAUGUCCCUGGAGGAGGGCUUCUUCCGGGUUGACUACUCCCAGUUCCACAACACCUUCGAGGUCAACACUCCCCGUUACAGCAUCAAGGAGCACGAGGAGAAGAACUCCCUGACUUCCCCCAACCCUCCACCAGGCGUCCCCACCUCCCCUCCCCUGGGGAAUGGGGGCCAGAGCCGGGGCCGCCGGGAGAGGAUGCUGUCAGUGGACUUUGCCGACCACGGAGAGGCUACCCAGGAACAAGCGAUGGGGAGGCUGCCCAGCAAGUUACAGCAUAUGAGCUCUUACAAGGAGGACCUCCGAACGAGGGUGAAGACUGGAGGAGCCCAGCCUGGGGACAAGGCCUCUUGCAGGGGGGACCAGGGGAGUCUGCCCCUGGGGGUCCAGCGUCUGGUCUCCAGCUCCAUCCCUGGGGGCUUUGGCCAGGGAAAGGUGGAGGAGAAGCUCCAGCUUAAGGUACUAGAUGGGGGUCCUGGUACUGGAGACACCCUGACUCAUUCAGUUGGGGAGAAGGAGAAGUGGAGACUUCCCCCUGCCCUGAGCCCCAUCCCGGCCCCAAAUCCGACUCCUGUCCAAAUCCCUUUGCCUAAGGGUGGGGGGUGGCCGGAUGAUAACCUGCCUGACAAACUGCGCCGAAUGAACGCUGACCGCUGA
Molecule: messenger RNA, 1608 nt
Organism: Salvelinus namaycush (lake trout)
Lineage: Eukaryota; Metazoa; Chordata; Actinopteri; Salmoniformes; Salmonidae
Gene: kcnj19b
Product: potassium inwardly rectifying channel subfamily J member 19b
Exons: 3
Coding region: 1-1608 (535 amino acids)
Biological process (GO): potassium ion import across plasma membrane; regulation of monoatomic ion transmembrane transport
Cellular component (GO): plasma membrane
Molecular function (GO): G-protein activated inward rectifier potassium channel activity
Source: RefSeq, a predicted model, not a curated record